Messenger RNA from Orbilia oligospora ATCC 24927, 396 nucleotides. RefSeq lists its product as uncharacterized. NCBI's taxonomy places the organism in Eukaryota, Fungi, Ascomycota, Orbiliomycetes, Orbiliales, Orbiliaceae. Bases 1 to 396 code for a protein of 131 amino acids. The transcript has a single exon. The record is from RefSeq and is a predicted model, not a curated record.
AUGGCCUCAACCAUUUUCAAUAACCUUUCCGCCCGUCACAUUCCAGGGCUCUUUAUCGGCACCACGUUGACUUUCGGUGGUGCAAUACCCUUCUUCAAUCCUGCAUACGCAAUGCGCGAGUUUGGCCUCCCACUCUACCUCGUAAAGUCUAAAGAUGCACAAGAUGCGUUCACCGUAUCUGCAAUUCGCACCGUUGCGCUUGGAUUAUCGGUUUACAUAAUGUUUGCCCGAAGAAUGUAUCAUGGCGUAGACAUCAUCUUAGCAUGCAUCGGAACCACCGGGAUCUUAGACGGGUGGUUAUGCUGGAAAGUUGGCGUGCCUGGACGAGGAGUUUUCCGUGCUACCUGUGCGGUUUUGGUUGCCAGCUGGGGUUGGAUGGGUAUGACUUCGGCGUAA